Messenger RNA from Pyrgilauda ruficollis (rufous-necked snowfinch), 2540 nucleotides. It is a transcript of the gene RETREG3, whose product is annotated as reticulophagy regulator family member 3. NCBI's taxonomy places the organism in Eukaryota, Metazoa, Chordata, Aves, Passeriformes, Passeridae. Bases 128 to 1453 code for a protein of 441 amino acids. The record is from RefSeq and is a predicted model, not a curated record. The transcript is spliced from 9 exons. Gene Ontology annotation, biological process: reticulophagy.
GCGGGCAGCGCAUGCGCCAAGAUGGCGGCGCGCAGAGUGCAGUUGCAGUCGGUUGCUGGGGGCCGCCAUGCUUGCAGCGGCCGCGCGCGCGCAGCUGGCGGGCGGAUGUUGACGCCGUGAGGGAGCGAUGGCGGCGGCGGCAACGGCGGUGGGGCCCGGGCCCGGCGAGCGGCAGCGGCGGGUGCAGGCGCUGAGCGCGGCGCUGCGCUGCCGCCUCGGGCCCUACGAGCCACUGCUGGGCGCCCUGCAGGCCGCGCUGGUGUGGGAGCGGCCGGGCCGCAGCGCGCUGUGCUGGGUGGCGGUGCACGGCCUGUUCUGGUUCUUUGCUCUGACUUCCCUUCGUUUGCUGUUCCUGAUUGCUUUAACCCUCAUAGUAGUAGUGUGUCUAGACCAGUGGAAGCACAAAAUCUGGCCAGAAAUUGGUGUGGCAAGACCUGAUGAAUUAGACAAUGAGAGCUGGGGAUACGUCCACCCUCGGCUGCUCGGACUGCCAGAGCUCUGUCAUCAUUUGGCUGAAGGAUGGGUGACUGGGACCAACUUCUUAAGUAAUCUCUUCGUUUUCAAGAGGCAAAGUCCUGGCAAGUUUUGCCUUCUAGUGUGUGGAGUGUUCACUUUCCUGGCUGUCCUGGGCCAGUACAUCCCUGGGCUCUUGCUCUCAUACUCGCUGUUGCUCCUGGUCCUGCUGUGGCCCCUGGCCGUGUACCACAGGCUGGGCCAGCGCAUGUACCACAGGCUGGAGCCCGUGCUGCAGCGGCUGGACUUCAGCGUCCGGGGAUACGUGACAGCCAGGCAGCGCCAGAGGCAGCUGCGUGGCCGGGCCCUUGGUCAGGAAGCCACGGAUGAUGGGAGUGACAGCGAAGAGGAGCUGGCUGCAUUCUGCCCCAAGCUGGAUGACUCCGUGGUUGCCAAGGAACUGACCAUCUCCGACUCUGAGCAUUCAGAUGCUGAGGUUUCCUAUACUGAAAAUGGGAUGUUUAACCUUUCAAGGGGCCAGACACCCCUGACAGAGGGAUCAGAAGACCUGGAUGGUCACAGUGACCCAGAAGAAUCUUUUGCCAGGGAUCUCCCUGACUUCCCUUCCAUAAACCCAGAAGCAACUGGCAUAGAUGAUGAAGAUGACACCAGCAUUGGGAUCCCGAGCCUGGCGUACCGCCCACAAGGGACAGAGGAUCUGCAGCUCCCACAUGAGCAGGAGGAAUUUGGCACACUGCCAUCGGUGCAGAAUCUCACCAACAACAUCGCUGGCUUUGUCACCAGGGGCAUGAUCCAGCUGGCACUGUCAGGAGGCUCUCAGUCAGGCUCCUCACGCAGCACCAAUCCCCAGAGAGGGGCAAAGACUCACCUCAGAGCAGCCAGUUUGGACUUGGACACUGACGCUGAAGGGGAUGACUUUGAACUGCUGGAUCAGUCCGAGCUGAACCAGCUGGAUCCCACUGGCUCCCGGGGCCAGUAAACCACCCUGUCACUUCCCUGGUUUUCUAUUGCGCAUCAUGGAGUGAAUCCUAGAAGGAAAAGCUUUGCACAGUUCUCUCAGUCGUCUCCUGUGGGUCUGGGUGAUGUGACAGCCAGUCCUGGCUGGGUACACCACUGUGACUUGUGACUCGUAGCCUCGCUUGGAUCUUAAAAUAAAGAACACUGGCAAUCUGUAGGGAAGAGACGUUGAUGGGAUAGCUCCACAAUCACUCUGCACUGUCUGACAUGAUGCUGCCUGCUCCAAACUUUCUCUAAGACAAUAAAUCUGGUGUUUGCAGCUCUCAAGUCCAGUGGGACUGACAGCAUCGCCAGGAACAAUUGUGCACUGAGUUCUGGCACUGGUGUGUAACCAGGGGAACAGGACAGAGCCCCUCAGACAUCGUGUCUGGGACUCAAUGCUGUUCUAUCUCAGACAGCUGUUCCCUGAUCCUAGUAUGUGCACAAAUCCAAGUCUUCUCUCCCAGCAAUAUUCAACUCCAGGUGGAACCAAGCCCCUUGCUCCACUGUGGAUGUUGUGCAGCCGCAAUGUUUUCCUUGCACUGGCUGCUCCCUCGGCUCCAGCUCCUCGUGAUGCUGUUUUGUAAGAGCUCAAUGGCAAUAAGACACCUGCUGUGACCAUCAGACCACCUACAAGAACAUCCACGUGUAGCCCCUGCUUUGUGUUGCUUUUCUGAACUAACAGCCUUUGUUAACAGCCAACUAACACUUUGCUAGAAACCCCUGUGCUGCUCCAGUGCAUUCCCGUGGGCAGGGCCGAGGCCGUGCAGUUUUCCUGGAGGAAGGAGGAGGUGGAGCAGGGCUGACAGGGCGGUGCUGUGUCCCCUGGGCCCUUGCUGCCUCCAGCCUUGUGCAGGCAGAGCCCAGCACUGGGACCGCACAGGGACAGCAGCCCAGACCAGCAGUGACUGAGGAGCUCGUGCCUGCCGCGGUCCUGUGAACAAACCAGCAGACCCCAGGGAGAGCCAGCCCCCCUCUGCCCACCGAGUGCCCCCGUUACUUUUCCUAAGCCAUAUAGACGCGGUUCUGAUCACAUUUGUGCAGCCAAGAACGUACCUCGUCAGGGACCC